UGUUCCACAAUGACAGGCUUCACUGCGAUUCUUUUUGCUACAGCUGUGACUACACUGCACAUCACAGUUGUGGCUGGAGAUGACAUAAUCAAUGGGAAAAAAGCUUUAAAAAAUUCCUUGCAAUACAUGGUCUCAGUGCAGAAAAAUAAAAAACAUCUAUGUGGAGGAUUUCUGAUACAUCCUCAAUAUGUGCUCACAGCUGCACACUGUGCAAGUGAAGAGAUGACAGUCGUUGUUGGCGACCAUAAUAUUUCUCCAAGCAAAAAUCUAAAAAGAUUUGAUGUUGUUCGCCAAUUUAUACCAAAAACAUUUAAAAACUUUAAGAUGGGAGAUGACAUCAUGCUUCUUAAGAUUUCCAGGAAAGUAGUUUUGGGAGGAAAGCUGAAGACGGGGAAAAUCCCACAUCAACAUUACAGUGUUAAAAGCAAUACCCAGUGCUUGGUUGCUGGAUGGGGUUCCACUAAACAGCGUGAAUUUGUUAAUGACCUUUUGGCCUUGAAUGUAACAACUGUUGACAUCCGGGACUGCAAGGAAGCAUGGAAGAAAUACAAAGAAAACAUCACACAACUUCCACCAAACGUCAUCUGUGCUGGAGGAUAUAAACAGAACAGUGGAGUGUGCUUGGGUGAUUCUGGAGGCCCGUUGGUGUGUAAUUCAGUGGCAGUGGGCAUUGUUUCCUUCAACAUAAAGAAGUGUAAAUAUCCUGAUGUACCGAAUAUCUACACUGAAGUUUGGAAACAUGCACGUUGGAUCAAAGCAAUGAUGAAGAAAAAAGAAACUUAAGAUUUCUGUGUCCACAGCACUUGCAACUUAUGCUUAAUCAUACAAU
Molecule: messenger RNA, 829 nt
Organism: Carassius auratus (goldfish)
Lineage: Eukaryota; Metazoa; Chordata; Actinopteri; Cypriniformes; Cyprinidae
Product: granzyme K-like
Exons: 5
Coding region: 10-783 (257 amino acids)
Biological process (GO): proteolysis
Molecular function (GO): serine-type endopeptidase activity
Source: RefSeq, a predicted model, not a curated record